AUAACACACGCAGCGUUGCGGUGAAGAAGCCAGCAUGUACAACACAAGGGCAUGCACUUGGUAAUAAAUGAUAUUUUAUAAUUAUUGUAUUUGUAUUAAGCAUCCGGUUCGUCUUACUCAUAAGCUAUGAUUUAAGUAGCUGGUGUUCUGUGCUGCUCCAUUGCGUUACUGUAUAUCAUAUCAGUUUCGUAUAAAGUUCACUAGCAGAAAAGUAAGUGUACUGUAGUAAUGGCAAAUCCAGCACAUAUAUCCGCGGUUCGGACUUUGUAUAAGAAAAUCCUGGUGCUUCACCGAUUUCUGCCCAUUGACCUGCGGGCUCUGGGCGACCAGUAUGUGAAGGAUGAGUUCAGGAGACACAAGACUUCUUCAGAUGAAGAGGCCAAACACUUCAUGGCGGAAUGGCAGAACUACAAAGACACCUUACAGACGCAGGUGCUAGAAGCAAUGGGAAACAAGAAGCUGGUGUUUGGAGCUGAUUUAUCGGAAGACAAACUCAAACACUUUCAAGAGGAGCAGAUUGGGCAGCUUUACGAGCUUAUGCUCGAGUCCACAAAACCCAACCGACAGUUUGAUAUUCAAGAGGAGGGAACGCCAAAGUAAGGGAAAAGAAAGGUGCUUUAUCUCCUCUCCAAGGGGAAUGGGAAGUCAUCCCAUUGGGACAUAUUUUGAUUUAUUUAAGUACUUUUCAUCAUAGCUAAGACUGAAGGUUACAAUAAAGUCCAUGUGAAAUCAAAA
Danio aesculapii is the source of this 735-nucleotide messenger RNA. It is a transcript of the gene sdhaf3, whose product is annotated as succinate dehydrogenase complex assembly factor 3. Gene Ontology annotation, cellular component: mitochondrion; mitochondrial intermembrane space. Gene Ontology annotation, biological process: mitochondrial respiratory chain complex II assembly; succinate metabolic process. NCBI's taxonomy places the organism in Eukaryota, Metazoa, Chordata, Actinopteri, Cypriniformes, Danionidae. Bases 229 to 600 code for a protein of 123 amino acids. The transcript is spliced from 2 exons. The record is from RefSeq and is a predicted model, not a curated record.